Molecule: messenger RNA, 603 nt
Organism: Calliphora vicina (urban bluebottle blowfly)
Lineage: Eukaryota; Metazoa; Arthropoda; Insecta; Diptera; Calliphoridae
Gene: Blos1
Product: biogenesis of lysosome-related organelles complex 1 subunit 1
Exons: 3
Coding region: 68-484 (138 amino acids)
Biological process (GO): endosomal transport
Cellular component (GO): BLOC-1 complex
Source: RefSeq, a predicted model, not a curated record
UUUUCACUAAAAAAACAUCUUUUGUUUACCAAAAACUUAAUAAUAAAACUAAUAAAAACCAAACAAAAUGUUAAGCUCCAUGGUAAAAGAACAUCAGGCUAAACAAGUGAAACGUAAACAGGAACAAGAAGUCAAACGUAAAGAGGCCAUAGAAGCAUCCAAUGAAUUGACCAAAGCUUUGGUGGAACACUUAAAUGUGGGUGUUGCCCAAGCUUAUUUAAAUCAGAAACGUUUAGAUGCCGAGGCCAAACAAUUGCAUGUGGGAGCCACAAAUUUUGCCAAACAAACCCAACAGUGGCUGCAAUUAAUUGACAAUUUUAGUAGUGCUCUAAAGGAACUGGGUGAUGUGGAGAAUUGGGCCAGAAGUAUAGAGUCGGAUAUGCAAGUGAUACAAAGUACUUUAGAAAUUGCCUAUAAAACUAGCCGACAAACCCAGCAAAAAUCUCAGGGUGCAGCUGCAGGUCCAAGUGCUACAUCCUCAUAAAUUAUAUGUUUAAGUAAUAUGUAUUAUUAUUGAUAUAAAUUCACAGUUUUCAAGUCUUUAUUUUUUUGUUUUUGUCUACAUAUAUGAUGAGAAUUAAAUAAAUAUAAAAAUUACAACUA